Molecule: messenger RNA, 722 nt
Organism: Pteronotus mesoamericanus
Lineage: Eukaryota; Metazoa; Chordata; Mammalia; Chiroptera; Mormoopidae
Product: glutathione S-transferase P-like
Exons: 7
Coding region: 30-662 (210 amino acids)
Biological process (GO): glutathione metabolic process
Cellular component (GO): cytosol
Molecular function (GO): glutathione transferase activity
Source: RefSeq, a predicted model, not a curated record
UUGCCCUUCACCGCCUGCCAGUGCCUGCCAUGCCAUCCUACACCAUCUUCUACUUCCCCGUCCGAGGGCGCUGCGAGGCCAUGCGCAUGCUGCUGGCUGACCAGGGCCAGAGCUGGAAGGAGGAGGUGGUGACCAAGGACAGCUGGCUGCAGGGCUCACUCAAGGCCUCCUGUCUGUACGGGCAGCUCCCCAAGUUCCAGGACGGGGACCUGACCCUGUACCAGUCCAAUGCCAUCCUGCGCCACCUGGGCCGCUCCCUCGGGCUCUAUGGCAAAGACCAGCGGGAGGCGGCGCUGGUGGACAUGGUGAACGAUGGGGUGGAGGACCUUCGAAAGCUCUGCGGCCACCUCAUCCACCACAGCUACGAGGAGAGCAAGGCCCAGUAUGUUCAGGAGCUGCCGGGACGCCUGAAGCCUUUCGAGACCCUGCUGGCCCAGAACCAGGGGGGCCAGGCCUUCAUCGUGGGUGACCAGAUCUCCUUUGCUGACUACAACCUGCUGGACCUGCUGCUGAACCACCAGGUCCUGGCCCCUGGCUGCCUGGACUCCCUCCCUCUGCUCGCAGCCUACGUGGCGCGCCUCAGCGCCCGGCCCAAGCUCAAGGCCUUCUUGGACUCCCCCGAGCACGUGAACCGUCCCGUCUUUGGAGCCCAAAAGAUAUGAGCCUGCUCAGCAUCCUUGGGAGAGGGGCUGCCCUUGGAAACCAAUAAACACCGUGCAAGA